This is a messenger RNA of Schistosoma mattheei, 2040 nucleotides long. NCBI's taxonomy places the organism in Eukaryota, Metazoa, Platyhelminthes, Trematoda, Strigeidida, Schistosomatidae. The record is from the annotation of a GenBank genome assembly.
AUGGGUACUGCAAUAGAUGUCCUAGAUAUUCUCGAUCUGAAUGAAUCAAGUCCCAGAAAGUCUAUGCUUGAUAGAGAAGCCAUUCUGAGUCGUGCAGAGAAAAGAAAAAGUUCUCGCCCCAACCCACCACCAAAAAGACCCGAUCAUGUUCCUCGUGAAGUUUGGGGUUUACAUAGCACUCUUAACAAUAAUCUUCCUCCGAUUAUGCCAACUGAUAAUACACCUCUUUAUAAACAACCUAAAGCUGUGAUUGGUGUAGGGCGAGUUCGUUCUUGGCAAUGGACACCAUUUACAAAUUCCGCUAGACAAGAUAAUUUAGUCUUAUAUCAUUGGAGACGAGAAAGCGCUGAUCCAGAGGCUAAUAAAGAUUAUUAUUUUGCACGAUACAACAAGCAUGUCACUGUUCCUGAAUAUACUACCGAAGAGUACGAAACAAUGCUAAAGGAUCUAAAAUGGAGUGAAGAGCGUACGGCACAUUUGAUGGAAUUGGCUAAACGUUUUGAUUUACGUUUUAUUCAUAUGAGAGAUCGAUGGGAUUGUGAAAAGUUCCCUGGACGUCCAUCUGUUGAAGAUCUCAAAGAAAGAUAUUAUGGAAUUCUAACACAAUUAGAUAAGGCUCGUGGAACAAAUCUUUCACAAGGUCUACGAUAUGAUGCAGCACAUGAACGUCGACGUAAACAACAGUUAAGUUUACUUUAUGGUCGUACAAAAGAUCAAGUUGAAGAAGAACAACGUUUAAUUAUGGAAUUGCGUAAAAUUGAAGCUAGACGUAAAGAACGUGAACGUAAAAAACAAGAUUUACAAAAACUUAUCUCAUUGGCUGACAGUGUAACUCGGGAUUGUGAAUUAUCUGAGCAUACAGGUUAUGAGACGAAUACAGAUGAUACAAAUUCUUGGCUUACAUCUACACACUCGUCUGUUGGCGGUGGUUUAUCAUCUUCCAAUAAUUCAUUGUUAACAUCAACAACACUAACAGGAAAUACUGGAUUACAACGUAAACGACCAAGUGGUGUUAGUGGUUUGAAUGCUAGUAAUAACAAUAUUGGCAAUAUUACGUCAUCAUCUAGUCAGUUAAUUGGAAAUACAAAUUCACUCAUCAAUACAGAUUCUAGUUGUACUAAUUUAACAAGUCUAGGAGCAGCUGGUGGUGCUAAUACUGGAGCAUCGAUAUCCUCCGGAGAUAUUUGUGCUUCGUUAAAUUCUGCCUCGAAUACAGCUAAUACUGCAUUAAAUACACAAUAUUCGAUAAACUUUUUGGAUGUUAGCAAAAAUCCCGGUGCUCAUCUACGUAGUCAAAAGAUGAAAUUACCCAGUAAUUUAGGACAGAAAAAGACAAGAAUCAUUGAAAACUUCUUAGGUCAUUUACAAAUUGAUCCUAAUCCACCGGCAACGGCAGAAAUUGUUGAAGCAUAUAAUGGUUUACGUUCAAAAAUUCUACUUUUAUUCGAUUUACGCCUAGCUCUAUUAAAUUGUGACUUGGAACUACACUCAGCUCGGCUACGACUAGAGACAUUUGCUCCUAAUAAACCAUUACCUUGUGGACUUGCCAGUCUUCCAAAUCCUAGUAUAUCAGAAUCACCUGAAGAUUCUUAUUAUAAUUUAAUUGAUCCAUUAAUUUUGUCAGCACUUCGUGUAGCCGAUUCAAAACGUCCAAUUCUACCGCGUCAUUCACUUGGAGUUGCUGGUACAUUGGCUGCGGCUGCUGGAAGUUUAGGUAUGCAUAAUAUGACUAGCGGAAGUAGUGGUAUUCCACCUAUGAAUACAACAAUGGAAAAAUCAGAUACAAAACAAUGUCGAUUGAACUCAUCGUCUAUCGUGAAUUCUUCAGAUAAUGGACAGUAUAAUUCUAGUGGAUUAACAACUACUCGAUCAUCUCCAGCAUUGUCAGGAGGUGGUGGAGGCACUGGAAAUCUAGACUCGGAUAAUUCAUCAUCAGCCGGAGAUGGUAUCGGUAGUUCACAACGUCGUAGAAGAGCAGCAGCUUUAGAACAAGGACGUGUUUUAAAGAAACUUAAAAUUAAAGGACAACUUGUUGAUUGA